This is a messenger RNA of Callorhinus ursinus (northern fur seal), 3889 nucleotides long. It is a transcript of the gene GATAD2A, whose product is annotated as GATA zinc finger domain containing 2A. Gene Ontology annotation, cellular component: NuRD complex. The record is from RefSeq and is a predicted model, not a curated record. Gene Ontology annotation, molecular function: sequence-specific DNA binding. NCBI's taxonomy places the organism in Eukaryota, Metazoa, Chordata, Mammalia, Carnivora, Otariidae. Gene Ontology annotation, biological process: negative regulation of transcription by RNA polymerase II.
GCGCAGUCGCUCGGUCGGUCGUCCGUCGUCCUGUCGCCGUCGCCGCCGCGGGCGCCACCUGAGGGAGCCGCCGCCGCGGGACCCGAGCUGAUCGGACCGGACCCCGCCUCCCGAGGCCACCCGGGGCCCAGCAGCCGCCCGCAGAGGCGCCGAGCAACUUCGGUUGGUCAGCACGUUGACACAAGUUGCCUUUUGACGUAGCUGCUGCCAUGGCCAGCUGGUAGGACCAGCAUCCCAUGCACAGAAGCCAGUUCAGAAUGACUGAAGAAGCAUGCCGAACACGGAGUCAGAAACGAGCGCUUGAACGGGACCCAGCAGAGGAUGAUGUGGAAAGCAAGAAAAUAAAAAUGGAGAGAGGAUUGUUGUCUUCAGAUUUAAACACUGACGGAGACAUGAGAGUGACGCCUGAGCCAGGAGCAGCCCCAGCCCAAGGGUUGCUGAGGGGGGCAGAGGUGACGACCAUGGGCAGAUGCGAAGGGCAGGCGGGUGACGGGCCCGUGGACAUGCGUACCUCAUACAGUGACAUGAAGUCUGAGAGAAGAGCCCCCUCUCCUGAUGUGAUUGUGCUCUCUGACAAUGAGCAGCCUGCAAGCCCAAGGGUGAAUGGGCUGACAAAGGAGGCCUUGAAGGAGACCAGUACUGAGGCCCUCAUGAAAAGCAGUCCUGAAGAACGAGAAAGGAUGAUUAAGCAACUGAAAGAAGAGUUACGAUUAGAAGAAGCAAAACUUGUUUUAUUAAAAAAGUUGCGGCAGAGUCAAAUACAAAAGGAAACUACCGCCCAGAAGCCCACAGGCUCUGCUGGGAGUGCCGUGACCACCCCUCCCCCGCUUGUGCGGGGCACCCAGAACAUUCCUUCUGGCAAGCCAUCCCUUCAGACCUCUUCAACAAGAAUGCCUGGCAGUGUCAUCCCACCACCCCUGGUCCGCGGCGGGCAGCAGGUGUCCUCAAAGCUGGGGCCACAGGCGAGCUCACAGGUCGUCAUGCCCCCACUUGUCAGGGGGGCUCAGCAAAUCCACAACAUCAGACAACAUUCCAGCACGGGGCCGCCGCCGCUCCUCUUGGCUCCCCGGGCAUCUGUGCCCAGUGUGCAAAUUCAGGGACAGAGGAUCAUCCAGCAGGGCCUCAUCCGCGUCGCCAACGUCCCCAACACCAGUCUGCUUGUCAACAUCCCACAGCCUUCCCCAGCGUCGCUGAAAGGGACGACAGCCACCUCUGCUCAGGCCAACUCCACCCCCACCAGCGUGGCCUCUGUGGUCACUUCUGCUGAUUCUCCAGCCAGCCGUCAGGCAGCUGCCAAGCUUGCGCUGCGCAAACAGCUGGAGAAGACGCUGCUUGAAAUCCCCCCUCCCAAGCCCCCUGCCCCGGAGAUGAACUUCCUACCAAGCGCUGCCAACAACGAAUUCAUCUACCUGGUUGGCCUGGAGGAAGUGGUGCAGAACCUGCUAGAGACCCAAGCGGGCAGGAUGUCGGCCGCUGCUGUUCUGUCCCGGGAGCCCUACAUGUGUGCGCAGUGCAAGACGGACUUCACGUGCCGUUGGCGGGAGGAGAAGGGUGGUGCCAUCAUGUGCGAGAACUGCAUGGCAUCCAACCAGAAGAAGGCACUCAAGGUAGAGCACACGAGCCGGCUGAAGGCUGCUUUUGUGAAGGCUCUGCAGCAAGAGCAGGAGAUUGAGCAGCGCCUCCUGCAACAGGGUGCCGCCCCCGCACAGGCCAAGGCUGAGCCUGCCACUGCCCCACACCCCGCGCUAAAGCAGGUCAUAAAACCCCGGCGUAAGUUGGCGUUCCGCUCAGGAGAGGCCCGCGACUGGAGUAACGGGGCUGUGCUACAGGCCUCCAGCCAGCUGUCCCGGGGCUCGGCCACAACGCCCCGUGGUGUCCUGCACACGUUCAGCCAGUCACCCAAACUGCAGAAUACAGCCUCAGCCACAGCCCUUGUCAGCAGGACCGGCAGACAUUCCGAGAGAGCUGUGAGCACCGGCAAGGGCAACGCCUCCACCAACUGGAAGAAGGCACCCCUGAGUACAGGCGGGGCCCUUGCGUUUGUCAGCCCGAGCUUGGCAGUGCACAAGACCUCCUCAGCUGUGGACCGCCAGCGGGAGUACCUCCUGGACAUGAUCCCGCCACGCUCCAUCCCCCAGUCAGCCACGUGGAAAUAGUGCGAGCCGGGCCCAGUGGAGAACAGGCUCCCUCCUCCCUCCCACCUGGCCCUGCCACCCUCCACUCGGGAAGACCUCAUACUCCCUGAGAAACGAGUGAGCGAGCGCUGCCUGCGCUGCCGAAGCAAGGGCUCCGUUCUUGGCUGCAAAGUCUCGUCGCAGCUGAGGGGCUGCUUCACAGGUGGACGAGGAUUAUCACUGAGGGACCUUUCCCUUGGGCUUUUUUCCUUUCUUUGCCUUUAGUUUGCCCAACACCAGCAGAAAAGUGGACCUCGGGGGCUGGUUCUGCUUCCGGCCCUUCCUUUCAGCCCCCUCUGCCCCCCAUUCCACACCUCUCCCCCCCCACCCCCGGCAGGGUGCACGGACGGCUCACCCUGGACACUGUGACACGCUCGGCAAGACCGGCGCCCGGGGCUUCUGAAGUCGAGCGGAGCGUUCUGUUUUGUUUUUGCUUUUCCCCAUCUUAGCCUCCCAAUCUUUGACUGCCUUCCUUCAUGGCAAUGUUUAGGUUGACAGAUUUUUUUUUAAUCACCUCAUGAUGAUGGAGUUUAAAGUAAACCGUGCAGACCCAGGGGUCCCUGCUGAGCACGGCCCCCACACCCCAGAGGGUGGGCCACUGACUGCCCAGCCCUCACUCUAGCGGAAGGCCUCUGCUGCUGCUCAUCCUGGAGACCCCGGACCUCCCACACUUAGCAGAAGAACAAACUGCAACCCAGACCCCAGCCAGAGAGCCUGGGAUCCCAGAAGCCACGCACCGCCAGUAGAGGAGGGAGCAGAGAAUUGGCAGCAACAUCCAGAGCCUGAGUGGGAAGUUGGAGGGGCGGGCUAUUGUGUUUUUUUGUUGUUGUGGUUUUAUUUUAUUAAAUUUUUCCUUUUCUUUUCCUACUUAUUUUGAUGGACACCAUCCUAAGCUGCCCUGGCCUAUACUCCUGUCAGGUGUGUCUGGUGGGGAGGUGCCCCUGCCCCUCCAAGACUUCAGGGUUUCCGUUUGGGUCUAGUUUAGAACCUUCCCUUAAAACAGGGCCAUGCUGCCAGGGUCGCCUUCAGACUGUUUUUUUGUUUUUGUUUUUAACCCUUUUUCGAGUCUACAGAAAUGUCUUAUACAAAGGAUCAGGUCUGCUCUUAGUUGUUUCAUUUUGGUUUCUCCCACUCCUUAAAAAUCGGUUCCAUGAGGAUAGGCAGAAGCUGUCGUGAGUGUGCUGUGCACGAGGCUGUCUCCUUGCAGGUGCGAGGGCGUCCUGUGUGCACACACACAUGUUUGUCGAUGUGGAGAUGGGGUACGCUGCUCCCCACUUCAGCCCCAGCCCUAGUUUUCCUAUCCAUGCAGUUAGGGACUUAAUUUAAAAUCCUUAUUUUGUAGGGCCGCCUUCUUCAAAACACACUGCUACAACAUUCUAAUAAAGGCUCAUUUAACCCCCUCUCUCAUGUGUGAAUAUCCAUGUUUAGCAACAUUUUGACCCGCGGUAGAAGACCUAGUUUUGCAACAUUCUAAUUUUUUGUUGUGUAAAACCCUGUAUUUCUCAUUGAUUUUUGUUUUGAGUGCAUAACUUAGAUGGGCUGAAGGAGGGGAGGGCAGGGAAGGGUGGCUUUCAUUCCAAGAUCCAGGAAUUUGGGGGAAAGGAGGGAAAUUGACAUGGGGGGUGUUUUUACACCAAAAAAAUCAAGAGUAUGCAAGCAUUUCUAUUUCUCACAUUUUUCUGUGUGCCUGGCAAAUAAAUACUUGUCUUAUACUA